Messenger RNA from Plectropomus leopardus (leopard coralgrouper), 1187 nucleotides. Its product is annotated as ATP-sensitive inward rectifier potassium channel 1-like. The record is from RefSeq and is a predicted model, not a curated record. Gene Ontology annotation, biological process: regulation of monoatomic ion transmembrane transport; potassium ion import across plasma membrane. Gene Ontology annotation, cellular component: plasma membrane. NCBI's taxonomy places the organism in Eukaryota, Metazoa, Chordata, Actinopteri, Perciformes, Serranidae. Gene Ontology annotation, molecular function: ATP-activated inward rectifier potassium channel activity.
AGCACUCUGCGCCCAUGGUCUCACUUAGCAGCUCCAGGAUGCUCCAGGUGUUCCAGGGUCACAUGCAGCCAGCUGGACACCGAAGCCGCAAAACCCGCCUGGUCACCAAAGAUGGCCGCUGCAACAUCGAGUUUGGCAACAUCGAAUACAGCAACCACUUUGCGUAUCUGGUGGACUUCUGGAACACGUUUGUGGAGAUCCGCUGGCGCUUUGUCCUUCUCCUGUUCGUGGCCUCGUUCACGGGCAGCUGGUUCAUUUUCAGCCUGCUGUGGUACUGGAUCGCAAAGAGCAACGGGGAUUUGAUGGGGCAGAACCGCACAGAUGGACACGUCCAGUGUAUAGACAAUGUUAACGGCCUCACAACGGCGUUCCUCUACUCCCUGGAGACUCAAACGACAAUCGGAUACGGUGGCAGGGCGCUGACGGGACACUGUGCUGGCACUGUGGCUCUAAUUAUCGUCCAGUCUCUCAUCGGCGUCUUCAUCAAUUGUUUCAUGUGUGGUGUCAUCUUGGCCAAGAUCUCCUUGCCCAAAAAAAGGGCAAAGACUGUCACCUUCAGCGACACAGCUGUCAUCUGUCUAAAGAAAGGAAGCCUGUGUCUCCUGAUCAGAGUGGCAAACCUUCGAAAGACCUUAUUAAUCGGCAGCCAGAUCUACGGCAAGCUGCUCAGGACAACAACCACACCAGACGGAGACACAAUCAUCCUGGACCAGGUGGACAUUGACUUUAUGGUCGACGCUGGCAAAGAUAAUUUGUUUUUCGUUUGCCCUAUGACCCUCUACCACGUGAUAAAUAGAUCAAGCCCGUUCUACGAGAUGUCAGCAGACUCGCUUCCCCACCAGGACUUUGAGCUUGUGGUCUUUUUAGACGGGACAGCCGAGUCCACCAGCUCCUCCUGUCAGGUCCGAACCUCCUACAUCCCCCAGGAGAUCCAGUGGGGAUACAGUUUCCUGCCCAUCAUCUCCCGCACCAAGACGGGAAAGUACCGCGUGGAUUUCUCAAACUUUUCCAAAAGCGUUCGGGUCACCACGCCGCACUGCGUCCACUGCUUCGAGACAGACACCUACCAGAGAAACCACAACAGCCACAGCCAAGAAAGCCACAACAACCAGCAUAAAUUGGGAAUCGACAAUUUGGGAUUUCAGGUGAUCGACAUUCACGACUCUGUGGACAUCACUAAAAUGUGA